Molecule: messenger RNA, 2153 nt
Organism: Oldenlandia corymbosa var. corymbosa
Lineage: Eukaryota; Viridiplantae; Streptophyta; Magnoliopsida; Gentianales; Rubiaceae
Source: the annotation of a GenBank genome assembly
AGCACUACUACUACUACUAUUACUACUACAACCUUUUUUUUUUCCCACACUCUUCUUGCUGGCAGUUGACUGAUAAUUUUCUUCUAAGGAGUCAUCUGAUUUUGUCGCACUUUAUAUAUUCUUCAUCAUCAUUUCUUACUUCAAUUUUCCUCCUCUUUUUUUCUUCUUUCCCCCCUUUCCAACCUUUUUGUUGGAAACCCUCUUUAAAUACAAUCCACUUCUUUCAUUUUCUCCUUAUAGAGUUUCUUCUACCUUAGACAAAGAAAGAAAAAGAAAGCAAAAGAAGAAAGAAAAAAUGGGUGAUCUUCACUCCAUUGCUUACAGCAGCAGCAGCAGCAGCCUUCUUCACAACUCCUCUUCCCUAGGCUAUGGUCUCCACAAUAAUAACAACAACCAUCUUGGAGUUUUCAACGCAGACUUGUCUCAAUACUUUUUUGAACUGGAAAGCAGCAUAAGUAGUAGUACUCCACCGUUUCUUGCGCAUUUCGAAUCGCCGGAUUUCUCAACGGGUUAUUUGCAAGAUGCUUUGUUCGAAUUCAGUUCCAAGAGAAGGAGAUUAGAGUUCUGCAGCAGCAGCAGUGAUGAUGAUGAUCAUCAACUAGAUAGUUGUACCAAAAGGAUUUGCCAGAGGUCAAUGAACUACUUGGAUGAUUAUGAUCAAUACAUGAGUACGAUAAUGGCGAACUCCGACAGCAUUUCAGUGGAACCAGCAAGUGAGGAAGAAGGAUCCCUAUUCUCAGAGAUGACAAAGACUAAAGAGGAAGCAAUCUCAAGUGCUGACACGUUUGAUAUUUCAUCUUCCAUGAAACAAUUCUCAUCAGUCAACAGUAACACUACUACUACUACUACUACUACUACUCAGUCGUCGGAUUCUGAUAAAGAAAACCUACGUUCUAUAGACCCCAGAUUCCCUUCAGCUGGUACUGGUUUUGUCUUUCUUUUUGGAGUUUUUUUUUUUUUUUUUUUUUUUUCUUUCCUUCCCCACAAAUAUCACUAUCUUGUUCUGCAUUAUUUGCUCUCUGUGUUUCCGUUUUGCUUUACACAAUUGGUCAAAAGGGAAAACCAAAUGUCACAUAAUUGACAAUUUUCCAUUACCUUUUUUUAAAUCAUUAUCAGUGGACAAAUUUUAUCCUCCCUACCAAAUACCAAUAAUUUAAUGUCCUUAAAUUGGUAAAUUCUUAAAGGUGAUUGUACUAUACUAUAUUGAUUGUCACUAGGUAAUUAAUUGUAAUUGUAACCACUAUAGUUAUAGCUAGUCACGUGAUGUAGCAUUCCAUUCAUUUCUUGGUUGUUAUGGUGGUAGUAAAGACUAUCUAAAAUCAUAAAUUUAUGUGUUGCUUAUUAAUUGUACCUCUUCCUUUUUCUUUUAAGUAGCUCGAGUAAUUUGUGAGUCCAACUUGAUCCAAAACUUAUGGCUACAUAUAAUGUCUUCAAAUAUUCCGUCGGUCUUAGAAAAAUAUUCUCUUCAAUCUUUUAACAACAAUAGUAUAAAGUUCGACGAUGAUUAUUUAUUUAUUUAUUUAUUUUACUAUUUCAGGUGGUGUUGUGGAUGAGAAGAAGGGAAAGAAGAGAAUGAUAAACAACAAGGUGGUGUAUCCAUUUGCACUGGUGAAACCAGGUGGAAUAGAAGGGGAUAUGACAAUAAACGAUAUAAAUCAAAGGAUUUUGAUGCCGCCAAGUAGGCCGGUGAGGCAUCCGGUCGGUGAUUUCGCUUGCCGGCCGUUGAUUUCGUCUGCCGACGGACCUGGCCUGUCCGGCAAGGCUGUGGUGGCACUUACCAGAAUUCAUACACAAGGAAGAGGCACGAUCACAAUUGUUCGGACUAGGGGUUGAUAUCAUAAAUCAUGAUCAUCGGAUUAAUUAACUUGUGUAUAGAUUAAACUCCAUAUAUAUGUAGGAAGGGCUUUUGUGUUUCAAUUCCUUUUUGAAUUGUAAAUAGAGCAUUGAGAUGAGAGAGUGAAAGUUAAGAAGAAUGUGCAUGUGGAAACGGAUUUUAUUUUCCCUAGUUACUAAAUUACUUUGUAUCAUUUUUUUCUUUUUAAUUCGUGUAAGAAAAUGAGAGUCCACAAUGCAACUAUAUAUGUAAAUCAAUCGCGAGAUGCUUCCUUCUAAUAUCCACUUAUAGCUUAUAUUGAACGAGUCUCAAAUUUCAG